This is a messenger RNA of Aspergillus terreus NIH2624, 654 nucleotides long. RefSeq names its product VanZ family protein. The transcript has 2 exons. The record is from RefSeq and is a predicted model, not a curated record. Lineage: Eukaryota; Fungi; Ascomycota; Eurotiomycetes; Eurotiales; Aspergillaceae. The coding region runs from base 1 to 654 and encodes 217 amino acids.
AUGCGAAUUCGCUACCCCUUCGCCGGCGCCUUCCUCUUCCUCGUCAUCUUGGCCGCCUACAUCGGCCUUCUUCCCCACAGCGACUCCUCCAGCAUCCCGUCACAACUCCAGCCCAAUGACAAGUUCCUCCACGUCGUGACCUUCUUCUUGCUCUCGCUCAUCUUCUACUGGAUCCCCGACACCACCCGGCGUCGCACGCUGCAGCUCACCCUCCUCGUCUGCACUGUCGCAUUGGGCAUCGGCUCCGAGAUCCUACAAGGUCUCCUCCCGAAUGGCCGUGCCUUCGACCCCUUCGAUCUCCUCGCCAAUCUCGUCGGCAGCCUCGGCGCCGUCGGUCUGUGCGGCUGGUACCACCGGCGCAUGCUGGAGCGGCGUCGCAAGGCCCGUUUCGGCGCGCUGGGUGAUGGCGCCGCCGACGACGAUGGCGAUGUCGAGCUGGGCCUGCGUCGCGGUGACAGCCAGGACGGUGUCGCGGAGGGUCUGGGCCCGCAGGAAUCGGGCGUCAUGACCCUCGAGCAGGAGGUAGAUAAUUGGGACGAGAACGCCGUCGAUAACUGGGACACCGAGGAUGGCGUCGACGGGCCGGAUUCUACGGCGCCGUCUCGCACGUCACCGCCGGCGGCGGUGGAGGACACGAAGAAACGGAGCGACUAA